GACCCUGGCUGCGCGGCGGCGGGCGGCGGGCGGCGGGCGGCGGGGAACCAUGACAGAAGAUGACCGAGGCGGCGCUGGUGGAGGGCCAGGUCAAGCUGCGGGACGGCAAGAAGUGGAAGACUAGGUGGCUGGUGCUGCGCAAGCCGUCGCCCGUGGCAGACUGCCUGCUGAUGCUGGCCUACAAGGACAAGUCGGAGCGAGCCAAGGGCCUCAGGGAGCGCAGCAGCCUGACGCUGGAGGACAUCUGUGGCCUGGAGCCCGGCCUGCCCUACGAAGGCCUGGCCCACACGCUGGCCAUCAUCUGCCUGUCCCAGGCUGUCAUGCUGGGCUUCGAUAGCCGUGAGGCCAUGUGCGCCUGGGAUGCCCGGAUCCGCUACGCGCUCGGCGAGGGGACAUCCCUCCAGCUGUCAUGGGGCAGUGGAAGCUGUCCGACCUCCGGCGCUAUGGGGCUGUGCCCAAUGGAUUCAUCUUUGAAGGCGGGACCAGGUGUGGGUACUGGUUCGCUCCGGGUUCCCGCGUUCUCCAUCUGGUGGCCCCUGGGCCCAUUCUGCAGCGGUCCCGCCCCGUGGAUGCUGGGGCCGGGCCGACACGGGGUCUGGCCUCCCUCUGCAGGGGCCGGAGUCUUCUUCCUGUCCUCGGCCGAGGGAGAGCAGAUCAGCUUCCUGUUCGACUGCAUUGUCCGCGGCAUCUCCCCGACCAAGGGCCCCUUCGGGCUGCGGCCGGUUCUCCCAGACCCGAGCCCCGGGGGUCCUGCCGCUGCAGAGGAACGUGUGGCCCAGGAGGCCCUGGAGGCCCUGAGGCUGGAGAAGCGGCUCAGCCUCCUGUCGCACGCCGGUCGUCUGGGUAGCGGAGGGGAUGACCGCAGCCUGUCCAGCUCUUCCUCAGAGGCCAGCCACUCGGAUGUCAGCGCCGGCGGCCGCCUCACCGCAUGGCCAGAGCCUUCCUCGUCCUCGGCCAGCACGUCGCAGGAGGGUCCAGGGCUGGCCGCCGCCCAGGCCUCUGCGGAGACCGUGCCGGGCACCUCCAGGCCGCCCCCCAAGCCGCUGCGGCCUCGGCAGCUGCAGGAGGUCGGCCGCCAGAGCUCAUCGGACAGCGGCAUCGCCACGGGCAGCCACUCCUCGUACUCGGGCAGCUUCUCCUCCUGCGCCGGCAGCAGCCUGGACGUGUGGCGCGCGGGCGACGAGUUCGGCUCCCUGCUCAGCCUGCCGCCUGCGGCCGGGGGGUGCGAGCCCAGCCUGUGCGCCUGCCCGCCGGGGACAGCCGAGUACCAGGUGCCCACGGCCCUGCGGCACCAUUAUGACACGCCGCGCAGCCUGCGCCAGGCCCCCGGGGACCAGACCUCGGCUGUGCAGGGCAGCCUGGACGAUGGUGGGGCCGGGGACUCGGGUGGCCAGAUGUCCGCGGGGUGUCCCUCCGGCUGCCUGGGCGCGAGGCGGCGGGGACAGGUGGCGGAGGGCCCGGGCAGCGAGGCCCCUGUCGAGACCUGGGAGGCAGGCAGCCCCCAUGCAGGGCCUCCUCCAGCUUUCUUUUCCACCUGUCCGGCCUGUGGAGGACUCAAGGUAAACCCCCCUCCCUGAGAGCCACAGCUCAGGUUCGCUGCUGCGGGGAGGGGAAAGGGUGCCCUCGGUGCUGUUGGUGAGGCACAGGGGGGAGGGCCUGGGGGGAGGGGUGACAGUCCCAGAGGCUGCCCUCUGGGGAGUGGAGCCUGCAGGGAGGGCCCCCAGGACUUGGAGAGGGCGACUAGCCUGCAGCUCAAGUGCCUUCUGGAAAGUGGGAAGCUCUGGGUGGAGCAGGCUGGGGGCGUGUACAGUCCCAAAGCCUGAGGAUGGGGUGCAGGGGACCCAGGCUGGUGCUGUGUCCCAGCCGGCUUUAGCCAGGCCCUCGGGGUGAUCAGGGCUGGGAGGCCCCUCGCGGGCCGCAGCCACCUCCCGUCCAGUUCCCCUGCCUACCCGCUGGAUGGCCAUUCUUACUUCUCAGAUACAUCCCUUCCGUGGUGCACAGUCAGGUCAUCUGCUAAAAAUUAGCUUCCUCUGCAGCAGCUGCAGACCCAGAUUCCCGGGACAGGAGCGUGGCACGGUGCAUGUAGGACGAGCUUUACCUGUCCACUGCACACCUCUGUGAAGCAGCGCCACGGGUGGCCCGUCUUACAGGGGAGGAAACUGAGGCUCAGGAGGCGCAGGGACUUGUGGGGUCUGGGUCUCAUGACUCAAGAACCUCCACUGCUCACCCACCAGCCUGUUCCUCAACCUGCAGGCUCCCGGGCCAGGGGUGGGCAGGCAGCAAGGUGGUGACACCAGGAGGCCCCUGGGAAAACUCUGGAAGCUGCGCCUCACCCCCUCCACCCUCCUGGCUGAGCUGCAAGGCUAGGGGUCAGGACCAGAGGGGCUGGGGCUCCAAGGCCCAUCCGUUUGCGUUUGGAGGCACGUGGGUCGCCCGGAGUAGAGCUGCUUCCGGCGCCCUCCGUGGCCUGUCUGCUCGCCUGCAUGGGGUGCAGCUGCGUUGCCUGGUUUCCUACAUUGUUCUGCAGUUUCGUGCACCCCAAGAGGCGGGCCGGUGCCCGUGCGGCUCGGGACCUGGGCUGGCGCCGUCCUGCGCUGUCUGGCACCCGCCCCCAUCCAGGGGGCCAACGGCUCACCUGUAAAUAUUUUGCUUUGUACCUUUACCGUCGGCUAAAGACCUUUGUUGCUCUUUUACAUUUUUAAAAUCGGACCUGUUUGUAAUACAUUCUUAGAUUGGAAAUAAAAUUUUCUUUUCUUAC
Canis lupus familiaris (dog) is the source of this 2758-nucleotide messenger RNA. It is a transcript of the gene DOK7, whose product is annotated as docking protein 7. The transcript has 7 exons. Gene Ontology annotation, biological process: neuromuscular junction development; positive regulation of protein tyrosine kinase activity. Bases 60 to 1577 code for a protein of 505 amino acids. The record is from RefSeq and is a predicted model, not a curated record. Lineage: Eukaryota; Metazoa; Chordata; Mammalia; Carnivora; Canidae. Gene Ontology annotation, molecular function: protein kinase binding.